This is a messenger RNA of Fusarium coffeatum, 5877 nucleotides long. RefSeq lists its product as uncharacterized. The coding region runs from base 1 to 5877 and encodes 1958 amino acids. Gene Ontology annotation, cellular component: cytosol; nucleus. Gene Ontology annotation, molecular function: peptidase activator activity; proteasome binding. The record is from RefSeq and is a predicted model, not a curated record. The transcript has 3 exons. NCBI's taxonomy places the organism in Eukaryota, Fungi, Ascomycota, Sordariomycetes, Hypocreales, Nectriaceae. Gene Ontology annotation, biological process: proteasomal ubiquitin-independent protein catabolic process.
AUGGACGAAAACAUUGGACCUCGUCCUUCGGGCCAUGGUUCCAUGCCAGCGACAGCUACCUCCAACUUGGUAGCCAACUUCCUACCAUACGAGCCCAUCUCACGAGCCACGUCUCCUGGCAUUCCUUAUCCCAAGACCGGUACCGACGACGACGACAAGAAACGCUAUCGUCCCCGAACCUUCGCCUACUUUUCGCAGCUCCCAUUCGAAGUGGAGGAGGAGGCUCAGCGGGAUGUCGCUCUGCAGGGAAUCCUCAAGCAGCUGUACAUUGCUAUCCGCGCCGAAGAUUUCUCCCCGGGCGCUCUACAUUGGACUAAGGAGCUCCAGGGAUGGCUGAAUCUCAAGUUUGAGAUGACCCGGGAACAGAGAGCAAAGUUGACCAAGUUGUACUACUCCCUCGCACUGGCUCCAGGCUUGGAUGCGACAGCUUCUGAUCGUUUCUUGCGCAUGGUCUUGACUCUCACGAGGAAAAACCAUUAUUUGAAACCCGGUGAAGAUCUGGUUCUCGAAUGGAGGCCCUUGUGGAACGAAAUCAAGGCUUGGGUUCUUCCCUCUGAAGGGCCGCCCCAUCAGAGCAACCGUAAACGUUCAGUCAAGCAACUCCUGAAGCUUUGCACCCAUGCCCAUACAUAUUUCGACCCCUCUGAGCGCCGGGCAAUGUUGGAAGAGUUCUUACCAUUCUUCAGUGUCAACGAGUUACCGAACGCAUUCAUUGUCGCGGGUGUCUUGAACACUUUGCUGCCAAGUCAUCCUGCGCCCAUCAAUGAGCCUCAGUCACAGCCAGCUGAUAUCUUCCCUACACUCUUCCACUUAUGGUCUAUAAUAAAUAGAUCCAAGGCUUUCGAUAUAUUCUUUAUCGACCUGCUCUCUCGUAUCGCCAGAGACCACAUAGCCUGCUCCUAUGUGCCAUUUGGCAGUCAUGGUAUCUUCUCCAAGGACCAGUCCGACCUCAUCUUUACAGCUAUUCUCAGACUCACACAAAUUCCCGUGGGCCAGGCGAACUCACCAUACACUCCCCUUGACUAUCUUUCAGGGGUGGGCAUCUACUUGGAGAAAGAUAAGAAGAAAUAUCCUGUAGCAUACAUGAUUUCUCGCCUGAUCGUGAGUUCUCUAUCUCCCGCUUGCUUGAAGGAUGAAGACUCGAUCAUUUCCCAUUUGGAAGGUUUUAUGGAAUCCAUUGAUACCUUCUUCCAUCCUUCCAACCAGGGCUCGUGGACCACCAUGCUUGGUCAAUUGACACUUUACCUGACCGAAGCAUUCGUUUCGCGAUGGAAUCGUGAGCAAAGUGGCGAAUUGGAUCUUCCAGAGGAUCGCAAGAUCAACGAUGAGUUGAAGAAGCGCUUCGUAACGGCGCUCAAAGAAGUAACAUUCAUGGGGCUAUUUUCCAAGAGCAGUCGCGUCUCCUAUUACUACUACAGUGCUCUGCAAGGUCUCGCCUAUCUAGAACCUGAUCUGGUGCUACCAGGUGCCCUACAACGCUUUUAUCCAAGUCUUCAAGGGUUGGUAGAAGUCCACAGAACCACAUCAAGUUUGAACGGACUGCAGAUGAUCGCCAACAUCAUGUCUAAAAACAAGGGUUACAGAUGCCACAUCACCGCUCUUCUGGCACUCGCCCUCCCUGGUAUUGACGCAAACGAUCUCAACAAAACCCAAUACACUCUCAACUUCAUUCAAAGUGUUGCUUACAGCAUUCCUAUGGUGCCCUUGGUUAAGGAAGGUAGCCACAUGCAUAGUACCGCAUUAGCUAUGGAGUGGGUUCAAGGCCAGAUGGAUCGCAUGGAGCGUGAAGGCCAGAAUGUAAAGUUUGACUACAAGAACGAGCUUAGUGAUGAAGACGAGGCCAACAUCUUGAGAUCCUCAACUACCGGGUUUGGCGAGUUCAUCUUGACUUUCCUAGGAAAAGUGUUUACUCUCUUGGAGAACUUGCCUGACGCUAACCAAGUUCGAGGAGGAACUCCCGAAGACAACGUUAUUAAUGCUUUGCCAGCUGCACUAUCGCCUAUCUUUGCCUCGUUGUCACCGGAGCUCUUCGACAUGGCCCUUGAUAAGAUUGCUACGUUCGUAUCGAGCCAUGUGGUUCAUCAAGCACGAGAUGCAAUGGCGUGGAUCUUGAAUGCGCUCUGCAAAGUCAACCCCGAGAAAACCUUGAAGGUCUUCAUUCCUAUGUUGGUCGUCAACAUCCGCAACGAAAUUGACUACAAUAACGCUGCAUCUGACCGAAGUAGCGGAACAGACUACCUACCCAGAGAUCGAGCCUUGGUCUGGUACGUCAGCAUGCUCGCUAUGUCCGUUGUACACGUUGGCAGUGAAGUACUGAAGUAUAAAGACGAGCUUCUGGGUAUUGCCAAAUACAUGCAAGAGAAGUGCCGCGGCUUGCCCACCAUUCUGGUCUCCAAUUAUAUUCAUCAUCUCCUCCUGAACUUGACCCAUACCUACCCCAUUGAUCAUGCUUUGUACGAGCCUGAGGUCAUUGAACGUGGACUCGACGUUGAUGAUUGGGGAAAGACCACCGCGCCAGCCGACCUCAGCAUUCGCUGGCACCAACCCUCGCCGGCUGAAAUUGACUUUGCUGUUGAGCUGUUUGCAUCCCAAACCGGAUCUGCCAAAGAUCAGCUUGAAUCAUUGAUGAGCGACAAUCCCCCUGUUAGCAGAACGGGCAAAAACAAGGAGUGGUCAGACGAGGUCUCUCGCCUUAUGCAGCAAAUCCGUCUUGUUACGUCCGGCAUGGCGACUAUGUUCGACCCUGAGCGCGCCGCGGGCAUCAUGACUGGCAACACCGACGAGGGUCAUGAUGUGGCGCGUGAGGAUGAUGAUGAGAUGAUGAUCGAUGAGGACCCCCUUGCUGAAGUUGCUGAAGACGAAGAACUGCGCCCACAAUUCCGCUACAAGGCAGGAUAUGCACUCAAGUCCAGUGAUCCCGCGUAUAGCCGGAUUCAUGAUCUGCGAGAAGAACUAGGUCAUCUCCUGACCAAAACUCACUCUUUUCUGAAUGAAAACCAAGAAGAUGAUGUGAACUCGUUCACUGCCCUUUACGCUGCUUACCGUACUUGGAUUACGGACGUCGGUAUUGAGCGUUCUGCCCAUCCUCUGGAAAGGCAUGUACGACUAUACAAGUCCGACAUUGCUGCUUUCAAAAUCAAGGGACUCAGGAAGGUUUAUCCGCGCCCCCUUCUCAUCAAGCGAGCCGAGGCAUACCAGCUGUUGCGCCGUAAACACAAUGCUUCUUCGAGGCAAAAGAGUGAUCUGGACAAACGACUUCUACUUGAUCUUGCUGAGUCCAGUCUCUCCCUUUAUGCCGACGUACGACGAGUCGCACAGAGUGCUCAGGACUCAUCUCUCAAAUCGCUCAUUGGCAGCAAGCCGCUGGUGAUCCCUGUCAUUCUCGAACGUCUCAAGAAUGCACUUGAGACAAAUGACCACGACCGAAUCAAGGGCGGCAUGUAUACACUAUUGUUCACGUCUCUAUUGAGAACUCUUGUCAAGGAUUGGCGAUUUGCUCCUGAAGCUAUGCGUUUGUACAUCGAAACUGCAGGUAUCGACAAGCCAUCGAUUCAAAAUUUGGGUUCUUCGGCGCUCUAUUCACUAAUCGACUUUGGCAAGCCUUUUGAGCGAAUGAUCAUCGUUAAUGACGAGCUGGUUGACACCAUCAAACCUGCCGCCGAUGUGUCAGCGGCUAUUGAUGGUCGACAUCAAUUCAUUCUGCAACGCCGAACCAGGGUAGAAAAGUCCAAGGCCGAUCUAGGCUUGGAAUUGACGCAGCGUGCUAAGGGCGCUCACUGGAAGAUAGCCACUCGUUGUGCAGUCUUCGCUACUAACUUGUGUCUUCGUUUCCAUUCGGUGGCCCCUCCUGAGUUUAUCGAUCUCGUCGCCCAAGGCGCGAACGACCCUCAUCCUAGUCUUCGUGGAUACUACUUGAGUGCUUUCACGUCUGUCUUUACGGCAGUGGACAUGCGAGCAGUCUAUGGCCACGACUACCGCAACUAUCUUCUUGAGAAGGAGGUGGGUCAGGGCAACCGCAUCAAGAUUGACGUCGAGAAAGGCGACACUGAAUUCACCAACAACUUCUUGGAAGCGUUCAAGCAUCAUGAGGGGGCUUCAUACAUGGUCGAUGCUGACCAUCCUGGUUGGCUCGUCUGGGGUAAGAAAUUCUCGGCUUACCGCGCAAAGCCUCUCCCUUUCAACCCCUAUGACGAGACCGAAAACGCUUUGCGCGACCAGAUGGGCCAGAUCCUCAAUCGCGACUGGCUAUCUCAGUGCUUCGAUUAUCUGAAACAAGAACCACGAGAUGCGACGUUGGACCGAUUCCGCAUGAGCAACGUGUAUCUUUUGAUGCACGUUUUCGACUUGAUGCAUUAUGGGAAAACAGUCAUCACACUUGAUGAUGUCAAGGAACUGGUCAAGGACGUCUUUGGCGAUGGCAAUGACAAGCAUCAGCACAGAGCGACAUCAGAAAUCAUCGGUGCUCUGCUCGCAGGCUCUAGCGAUGAUCCGCCAGAAAUUCGCAACCGAGUCUGGGAGUAUGCUGCGCCUUUUAUGCUCAAAAUCUUUGCAGACGAUUUGACACCUGAUAACUUGCAGUACUGGUUGACAUGUCUUCACCUCAUCCUCGACACCAAGGACCCUCGUCGAUCGCAUGAGAUCAUCGACACUCUCAGAGCAUUCCGACUGGAUAUGACGUCUAAUGCAGCAUUUAAAGAGUCGUCAAAGGUGCAACUACUUGAGUUUAUUGUCGCAGAUGGUGGUUGGCAUUUCCGACAUGUCCAGCCAAUCCUCGACGAUUUCCUUGCUCACAUUGAUCACCCAUAUAAGGCAGUUCGCGAGGCCAUCGGCCGUGUUCUGUCAGUCAUCUACAAGACUCGGUACCACGAGUCAUUUGAGAAUGUGAGCAAGCUCUUGGAGCAGAACAAGGCUGCCUCAUCGACCGGUAUCAGACCCUACCAACCAUCAGAGGAGUUUGCAGCGACGAUCAAGGACGUCUUCGAUCGCCUCGAGAAGUGGCGCCAUGAGAGAACACCAGGCCAGCAAACUCCCAGCUCUUAUACCUCGGGCUCCAAGACUGUGCUGAUGUGGCUGGACUGUACACUUUCAUCCCAUGAAUGCAUUCAACUCGUGCCAUUUUUCCCCACCCCUUUCAUGGAAGAAUUACUUCACAUGAUGGACGUGAAGGAGGAUCCUGAAUUGAUGAGGCUAGCGUAUCAUGUCUACCGCCAUCUACCAAACAUUCCUUUCCGGGAUGGCGAAGAUGCAGAGUUCAUCGAUGCGCUAAUUCGCAUUGGCAAGACAUCGGCUAGCUGGCAUCAACGGCUGCGUGCUCUGGUCAAUAUGCAAGUCAUCUAUUUCAGACGCAUCUUCCUUACACGGACCGCUCAAAGGGAAGCACUCUUCACAGCCGUGUCUGAUAUGCUUGGAGACCCUCAACUUGAGGUGCGUUCAUGCGCAUCUACCACGCUCGCUGGCAUGAUCCGCUGUUCGCCUCGCCGCAUCCGAGACCCAACGAUCGCGCAUCUGAAGGCUCGGUUCGAGGACGAGUUGGAGCGCAACCCAAUGCCAAAACGCAAGCGUCAUCUUGCCGGAACCGAUACUCCAGUCGAUAUUCACAAACAAAUCACAAGACGUCAUGCCGCAGUACUCGGACUAGGCGCCUUGAUUGAGGCUUUCCCUUAUGCCACUCCACCUCCCGAAUGGAUGCCUGAAGUGUUGGCAAUGCUGGCUCGCAAGGCUGCUGCUGACCCUGGUGUUGUGGGCAAGGCAACCAAGACAAUUCUUAGCGAGUUCAAGAAGACUAGACAGGACAGUUGGACUGUUGACCAAAAGUACUUUACUCCCGAACAAUUAGAAGACCUUGAAGGAGUGUUGUGGAAGAGUUACUUUGCUUAA